Fraxinus pennsylvanica is the source of this 456-nucleotide messenger RNA. NCBI's taxonomy places the organism in Eukaryota, Viridiplantae, Streptophyta, Magnoliopsida, Lamiales, Oleaceae. The record is from the annotation of a GenBank genome assembly.
AUGGAUGCUGCUUCCGGUGUUUCUUCAAUAGAGGGUAUUAUGGAAGAACCCCAUGUCUUAGCAGUUGAUGACAAUCUCAUUGAUCGUAAACUUGUUGAAAAGUUGCUCAGAAAUUCCUCUUGCAAAGUAACUACUGCAGAAAACGGGUUGAGGGCUUUGGAGUAUCUCGGCUUAGGAGGUGGUGACAGGCAGAGCAGUGUGAAUGACAAUGCUUCAAAGGUGAAUUUGAUAAUCACAGAUUAUUGCAUGCCGGGAAUGACAGGGUAUGAGCUACUCAAGAAAAUCAAGGAAUCGUCAAACAUGAAGGAUGUUCCCGUUGUCAUAGUUUCAUCUGAGAAUGUACCAACUCGAAUCAAUAAGUGCUUAGAGGAAGGAGCUCAAAUGUUCAUGUUAAAGCCUCUCAAAUACUCGGAUGUAAAGAAGCUGAGAUGCCAAUUGAUGCAGUGCCGUGGCUAA